Messenger RNA from Aureobasidium uvarum, 3150 nucleotides. NCBI's taxonomy places the organism in Eukaryota, Fungi, Ascomycota, Dothideomycetes, Dothideales, Saccotheciaceae. The record is from the annotation of a GenBank genome assembly.
AUGCGAGAUGGACACGGCGGUCGUGCCACGGGAUACAGAACAGGAAGGGCAAUCGCUCUUUCCAAUCUGCUUUCGGGGCCCUCGGCACCGUCGCCAAAGCGCCGCUUCUCCGUCUCUCCCGACGGCAGCGACGACUACGAUGCCAGGCCUCGCAAAAGCCCUCGUCCCGACAUCAGCUCGACAAUAACUCCGGCUCGCCCUGUUCCUGCUCCUCCAGCCUUCACCCAACCCUCUCCAGCAGCACCGCCGGGCUCGGAUCAAUCGUCCCGGCAGCAGCCCGGCAACGCCCAGCAAACACGCCAUGCUCAGGCACGUAUGCGUUCCUCGAUCGCCUGUGCUCGCUGUCGUCGGUCCAAGGUCAAAUGUGUCAACAGUGGUGUUGGCACACCGUGUCGGUCUUGCGAGGCCGGCAACCGGGAAUGUACAUAUCCGGUACCUGUCACGGGUGGACGUAAGAGGGAAAACAGUCUGACUGGACCUGCUCCUAAGGUCGACCCUAUGACUGAAGAGCAGCGUAAGAGCAAUGCUGGCUUGCCGGGCCAGCCUAUGCCCGCCUUCGUCGAGCCUUCCAUCGUACCAGCAGACGCUCUGGACCCUAUCCUUCUGACUCCGGCGAUCUGGAAGGAAUUGGUAAGACGGCCCGAGGAUGCUGGUCCAUGUACCUGGCUAACACAGUACCUAGNNUUCGACAUCUUCCAACUACACUUCUCAGCCGAUCUUCCCUUUAUUCACCCUCCAACCUUUCUCAAGCCUCUUCGGCAGGCCAGUUCCCAAGCCCAGGCACCUCAAUACCGACCCUAUACAAACGUCCCUGCGCCUCCGGUCCGACCUCCCGCAUCUACCGAGUUCUUGCUGGCCUUUUUAGCCUUGACUUCCCGCUUCCAUCCUAUACUCGUCGCUCACCAUUCGCCAAGAAGCGCCAAUCGUUCCAGCGACCCUCUCAUUGCUGCCGAGUUCUACGCCUCGGCCGCUUCGGCUCAGCUCAAUGCUGUAACAACCGACAAACUGGGGCUUCACAACAUCUCGACAACUCAAGCUAUGCUAAUGCUCGCUUUGCACGAGUGGGGCAUGAAUCGAGGUCCGAAAGCAUGGGCUCAUCUCGGAAUUGUCAUUCGCUCUGCACAGGCCAUGGGACUGCAUUACGAGGAGGAACUGGACGACCAACCUCUGUCGCGCUCAUUACCAUCUCGAGCACAUGACCAACAAGGCUUCGUUGAUUCUGGUAACGCUUCACCUGAUGCUAGUUGCCAGAAUGACGCAUUUGUCAAACAAGAGAUCCGUCGUCGUACCCUGUGGGCUUGCUUCAUCUUGGAUCGCUACUUCAGCAACGGCAAAUUCAGACCUCAAGCUCUCAACGCAAAAGAUCUUCGUAUCCAGUUACCGGCUGGUGAGCAUGCCUUCCUGUUUGGUGAAAAGGUUCGCACCCUGCUCUUGAACGAGGAGAACACGUCCAGAGCCGAAGUUCAAAGUCAGCGCCGUGCUUCUUUGGCCACUGAUCCAUCGAACCAUGCUCACAAGAGGUCUUCGAUUCAUGAUAGCGCGACUGGCACGUCUUCACCUCAAGAUCCCGAAGGCCGCUGGGAAGUUGGUGCGGACGAGGGCCUCAUCAGUCGAUACAUCAAAGUAUUGGAUAUCCAUGGCAAGGUGAUGCGAUGGGCAUGUGGAGGAGGCAGAAAACGUGACGCUCUACCACCAUGGAAUCCACAGUCAGAGUGGUACCGUCUGAGAAAAACCCUUGAUGACUUCAAGAUUAGCCUUCCCAGACACCAUUCUUUGACGGCACAAAACACAUCUGCUCACAUCAACCUACACUCCUCCACACCCUACGCUCUUGUACACCUGACCUUCCUUCUUUCUCAGCUUCUCCUCACCCGCGAGUUCCUACCAUUCAUUCCAUUCCGACACGGCAAGCCUUCAGGCCCCCUCGAUGGCACGCGGUUCGAUACCAUACCCUCUCCUCCAGGUUUCUGGGAAGACAGUGCUCGCGAGUGCCUUGGUGCUGCUCGGGCCAUUGUCGACCUGAUCGGCUCCUUCCAAGAAUGGGGCGUCGUAGUCGAGACUCCUUUGGUCGGCUUUGCUCUUUAUAACGUUGCUUUACUAGGUGUCUACGUCAUCAACUUCCCCUGGAUGGAUACUCAAGGCUACCUUCGCCGAAGCGCCAAGGACGACGGCAUCACCUCCGGUGCAGAUGCUGCUCGUAAAGCCAUUGAGCUGCUUGCUUCGAUGAAAAGUCGACUAUAUAUGGCUAGUGGAUGGUUCCAGACUGUCAAGCGCUCACACAAGUACUUUUCUGGCCUAAGGAAGACCUGGAUGGAUUCUGCAGCCAGGCUGCCCNGAGUUUUCCACGACCAAAGCAUCGCCACUGCUCAACUACACCCACCAAAUGCUGAAAGCACACGAGUUUUGCUGGAGAGAGCCUUGAAAGACUCAGAUGACUCUGGUGAUUCUGAUGUCGACAUGUCAGAUGCUAUUGCCAGCUCCGAUUUACCUAACGGUGCACCUGCUCCUCCUCGCUCAGAUGUGAGCAGUCCGCGUGUUGGCACUACGCCGCCCAAACAAUCCUUCUCUACCCCUGCUGAACAAGCGCAGGCUCAUGCGCAGCAAGAAGAACGUUGGAAUGCCAUCAACAGUGUAGCAGCAGCAGCUUCUGCCGUAGCUUCUGGCAGAAGUCUCACACAAUCUGCUCCUCAAAACAACAGCAACAACCCGCAUUUCCGAUUCUAUAACGCCUUUCCUCCAGCCUCGGCUUCAUCAACUCCAGGUGGCGGCUACCCAGGCCAUGGCUUCCGUGCUGCAUAUCCUGAUGCAUCACCUCAGUCGCACUCGCAUCCUCAAACCCCAGCCUGGACACCAUCGAAUGGCAACUCGAGAGAACCUCUCCAAGGCAUUCAUGCCUUUACGGGUGACCAACGCCGAGAAAGCGAAGCACUAGCUGGCGCAGCGGUUGCAGUCCACGCCGCUCACCAUCGCCGUACAUCUUCAGAUCGCGAGAUCAAGGAUGUUGAGUCAUGGCUAGUUGCCUUGGAGAAGCCCUUCGGCGCCGAUGAUGUCGCCGCAUUCGUUGAUGGUGUCGAGUUUGCCGAGUAUGCGGCUCGUGGUUCACGAAUCUCGCGUACGCCUAGCUGGUUGGCCAUAAUUUGGGCGAGAUGA